AUGUGGGGAAAAAUAGUUAGCAGUGUUUCAAAUGCACUUGACUUCAACCAGGCUACCCUAAGUGGAUGUAUAGAUAUUAUUUGUAUUGAAUCAGAAAUUACAAAUAAUUUAAAAAAUGAUAAAAUAGAGGUUAUCUAUAAAUCGACUCCAUUUCAUGUACGAUUUGGAAAAACAAAAUUAUUAAGAUCAAAAGAAAAAAUUGUUAGUAUUUUAGUUAAUGGAAAGAGUACUAAUUUACAUAUGAAAUUAGGUAGCGCUGGUGAAGCUUAUUUUGUUGAAAAAACUUAUGAAGAUGUAGAAGAAGAACUAGAAACAUCUCCAUUAUCUUCUCCUCGCAAUGUACAUAAUGACCAAACUUAUGAUCAGAAUAUUGAUAGUUGUAGUAUUAAUGAUUCUAUAGAUAGCAAUAAAACAGAUGAUGAUUGCGAUGAAAUAUUUCUCAAUACAACAGAAAUGAAAAAAUUAAGUGAAAAAAAUUAUAAAAUAGAAAGAAAUAAAACUAAAAGAAAUAAUAAAGAAAAAAAAAAUAAAAGUGAAAAUAACAAAAUAGAAGAAGAACAUAAAAAAAAAGUAGAAAUAGAAGACGAAGAACUAGAUGAUGAAAAAAAAAAAAUAGAAGAAGAUCAAAACAUAAAUUCGGAAUGGUCUUGGUCAUGGGGAAGAUUACCUCAUUUGAAAACACAUGAUUAUAUUUCCGAUAAUUGCACUGUUAUUUCUUCAAAUAAUAAAAAUAAGAAAAAAGAAAAAAUAAAAAAAUUAUAUAAAAAAAGUGAAUCUGUUAAUGAACAUGCUUUUUGCAAAGAAAAAAAAAAUCACAUAAAUGAAAGAAAUUUGAAUGAAAUUAAUUUAAAGAAAAAUAUAAAAAGAGAUAAAGAAAUAAGAAAUAGUAAUUUAAAUAAUAAAAGUAAAGAUAUGAAAAAAUCUAAAGGUGAUAUAUUAGAACAUUAUAAAAAAGAGAAUAAGAACAAAAGUAACAAAGAAAUUUAUAAUAAAAAUAAUGAACAUAUAAAAAAGGAGUGUAAAACAACUGAUUCUGUAAGAAGAAAUGAAAAAUAUUUAAAUAAAGCUGAAAAAGGAAAAAUAAAUGAAUGCGGUAAUAAACAAAAAAAAGAAAGUAGUAUUAUUUACCAAAAAAAACAUAUAGAUAAUAGUACAGAAAAAAAUUAUGAUAUGGAUAAAGAAAGUUUAAAAUUAGAUUUAAAAAAAAUAAAAGACAAAGAAAAAGUGUGUAACAAAUCAAAUAUAUCAGUAGAGGAUUAUUAUAACGAAGAAGAGGAAUAUAUUGAAGAAAAUAAUAAUAAUAGUUACUCAAAAGAACAGGAAUAUAGCCUUGAUGAUGACAUACAAAAUAGAAUAGAAUGCAGUCUGUGUGGUCAUUUAUUAAUUAAUCAAAAUGCAGAUAAUGAACAGAAUGAUUAUAAUAUAGAAAUACAUAAUAAAAAUAUAUUUGAAGCAAAUAUAGUUACAUAUGAGCAAAUAGAUAAAAAUUCUAAUUUAUGGUAUCACCCAUCUCUUGUUUUUCGAUUUGAUAAAAAGGAUCCUUAUUAUCCAUCUAGAGUUGCAUUACCUUUAUUGGCAUCAUGGGUUGUGUUUAAUCAACCCUUAUCCAUUUUAGCAGUAGAGAAGUUAUUGAAUUCUUCCUUAAGCUUAAUGGAAAUAAAAGAUAAAAGUUGGAGAAAUUGGUUUGGUGUAUCUAAUGCAGAAUAUGAUAAUGGCUUAAGUGCAAAAAUUUUAAAUAAAGAUGUAAAAGAGGAUGGAAUUAUAAAUGAAAAUAAAGAAAAAGAAGAAAAAAAAAGCAAAAACUAUCACAAUGAAUUAUUAGAUAAGAGGAACAAAAAAAUGAAAAAAAAUGUUCAUCAUUCAUCAUACAAAGAAAACGAAAUGAAUAAAAAGGAUAUAAAAAAUAGUGAAGAGAAAUUAAAAGUAAGAUAUCGAAAGUCAUUAAGGCCAACUUCUGAACAAUUACAGUCAUUAAAUUUAAAAGAAGGAGCUAAUACUAUUACCUUUCUAGUUACCUCAUCUUUACAAGGUACAAAAAGCAUAAAUGGCACUAUAUAUUUAUGGAAAAAAAAUGCAAAAAUUGUUAUAUCAGAUGUAGAUGGAACAAUAACUAGGUCAACAGUAUUAGGCCAUUUAAUGCCUAUAGUAGGCAAAGACUGGUCUCAUGUAGGUGUUUCACAAUUAUUUAACAAAAUAAAUAAUAAUGGAUAUCAUAUUCUUUACUUAACUGCAAGAGCUAUUGGUCAAGCGGAUUCGACUAGAGAGUAUUUAUUUCGUUUAAAAAAAAAUGAUAAUAAUAAAUUGCCAGAUGGCCCAUUAAUACUAAGCCCAGAUAGACUCUUUCCAUCAUUUAAAAGAGAAGUUAUAGAUAAAAAACCAUAUAUUUUUAAAAUUGCUGCACUAAGGGAUAUACGAAAUUUAUUUCCUCUAAAUCAUAAUCCUUUUUAUGCAGCUUUUGGAAAUACAGAAAGUGAUCAUAGAGCAUAUAUUUCUGUUGGUGUUCCAGAAGCUAAAGUUUUUAUAAUAGAUAAUAGAGGAAUUGUUCAUCAUGUCAAUUCUACAUAUGCUAAAACUUAUGAAACUAUGAGUGAAAUAACGGAGCACAUGUUUCCAUGUAUUAAAAAUGAUAAAAAGAGAGAGGAUGAUGAUCAAUACAACUCCUUUCAAUAUUGGAAGAUAAAUAGCUUAACAUUUUAUGAAAAGUAUAUGAAUAUUAGUGAUAGUAACUGA
Molecule: messenger RNA, 2730 nt
Organism: Plasmodium relictum
Lineage: Eukaryota; Apicomplexa; Aconoidasida; Haemosporida; Plasmodiidae
Product: HAD superfamily protein, putative
Exons: 5
Coding region: 1-2730 (909 amino acids)
Molecular function (GO): phosphatidate phosphatase activity
Source: RefSeq, a predicted model, not a curated record